Messenger RNA from Rodentolepis nana, 1158 nucleotides. NCBI's taxonomy places the organism in Eukaryota, Metazoa, Platyhelminthes, Cestoda, Cyclophyllidea, Hymenolepididae. The record is from the annotation of a GenBank genome assembly.
AUGGAAGACCGCGAAAAUAGAACAUUUGACGACCAAGUAAAAACCAAAACCGCAAUCUAUCCUCGAUUAUUACUUAAUACACCUCAAACAAGAAAUUCGUCUCUAAUUCGUCUUUCAACUGCCUAUACAAAUGAACAGCUGGAUACCUAUAUUUCGAGGUUGUGGCAAAUUGGCAAAAAACACGAUGACUUAUUGAUGCUGAAAGAGGAGGAAAUGAUUAAUGUAUGCCAUGGGGUUCGUCAGUUAUUUCUUGCUCAACCUAAUCUCCUUGACCUUGGGGGUCCUCUGAAAAUCGUUGGAGACAUUCAUGGCCAAUAUGAAGACCUCCUACGAAUUUUUGACCUCUGUGGAAAUCCUAAGGAAACCAAUUACCUGUUUUUGGGUGACUACGUUGAUCGGGGAAAACAAAGUUUAGAGACAAUUUGCCUCCUUUUUUGUUAUAAACUUCGCUAUCCUACUCGAUUUUUCCUCCUUCGUGGUAACCAUGAAUGCCAGGCAAUUUCCAGAAUAUAUGGUUUCUUUGAAGAGUGCAAAAGGCGAUUUUCAGUGAAGUUGUGGAAAACAUUUAUCGACGUCUUUUCUUGUCUUCCUGUCUGUGCAAUAGUUGAAAAUCAAAUUUUCUGUUGUCAUGGUGGGCUUUCACCCGAAAUGCUUACCCCAAAGCUAGUAAAACUGGAAAACUUAAGACAAAAAAUACGGGAUAUUGCCCGUCCAUGCGAUGUUCCCGAAAGAGGACUUCUGUGUGAUCUCCUUUGGUCUGACCCUUGGUACAUAGAGUCCUUUUCAAGUGAUAAGGAAGCUCGUGGCUGGGAACCCAGUGAACGUGGUGUUUCCUAUAUGUUUGGACCCGACAUCAUUGAUAAGUUCUUAGAAAGGUAUGAACUUGAUUUAAUAUGUCGAGCACAUCAAGUUGUAGAAGAUGGAUACGAAUUCUAUGCCAACCGUUCACUGGUUACCAUCUUCUCCGCUCCCAAUUACUGUGGGGAAUUCGACAAUGCUGGCGCAGUUUUCAGUCUCACUCCUCCUACUACCAAACUCUUUAAAGAUUCAGACUGCUUGGAAUGGGAAGGCAGUUUUCACAUUAUUCGGCAACCCUUCCCAGCUGGUGAAAAUCCCCCUACGUUGGUGCGACCUGAAGGGCUUCAAAGAUACAGCUAA